AUGGUUGUCUUCAAACUAUACAAAUUGUGUCUACUUCUAUUCCCGCCGUUAAUAGCUGCGCAUGCCGGGGAGCAUGAUCAGCAGGAGAGUGUCAGUGACACUACCCAGAAUUAUGCCCUAAAACACAUGGCGUCCGAACAUCACAUUGAUUCAUUCGACGUUGGCGCUUUUUUUUCUCUGCACGACUUGGAUCGGAAUGGUGUGCUGGACGCCGCUGAAAUUGAGGCUAUCUACGGUGUCCACCACACGGACUCCCAGAAGAAAUCUCCUAGCGAGGCCGUCCAUGCUGCCAAGGCUCAACGAAUUGUCCGAGAGGUUCUAGCCAAGAUCGACACCAACCGCGAUGGGGUCAUCUCAUUGGAAGAGUUCGAAGCUGCUGGAUUGGCCGCACUUCCGGACUAUAGCAAUCUUGGCGCUGAGGGACAUCACUACGAUGAAGAGAGCGAGUUCUUCUUGCACCACGAAGAACAAUACCACAACACUCCGGAAACACAAACGGAUGAAUCCUACAACCAUCCUGAGGAUACCGAACACUUCAAGCAUCAUGAGAGAAUUGAACUCGAGGAGGAGAACCGAGAGCGCGAAUUCCAAGGUUUGCCGACACUAAGCCCAGAAGAAGCCAAAGCCCUCCACGACAAACCACCUUCAGCGAAAGUAUUGCCUGCGUCCAGUGAGACGACAGGUCAGCCUUCAAAAUCUGGGCCCAAGUUUAUUCGACCCAAAAAGGAUCCCAAGGCUGGUUACCUCAACAUCGUCAAGGAAGCGCGAGACAAGCCGGAAUGGGGUCAGGGUGCAGAAGGGUAUCGACCGCCCAAGACUCCUGCUGAAAAGUUGAGGAAGAAUGCGCCGUACAAAUACAAAUUCCGCCGUAAUUGGGGCGAUUUUUAAGUUACGUUGGCUGGCUUCCGACUAAUGAAACAUGAAAAGGGAUCGUGUGCCCUUGUACGGAUAUCCUACUUAUACUAUCUAAAUGCUGAAAUUACAAUGGUCCGAGUUCUACAUGGAAUGCAACUCCUACUCUGGUUCAUUCGCUUUUGGCACUUGUCCGAUUCUAGCCUUAUCAUAAUUCUGCACAAACCACGCUGC
Messenger RNA from Cantharellus anzutake, 1086 nucleotides. RefSeq lists its product as uncharacterized. Gene Ontology annotation, molecular function: calcium ion binding. NCBI's taxonomy places the organism in Eukaryota, Fungi, Basidiomycota, Agaricomycetes, Cantharellales, Hydnaceae. Gene Ontology annotation, cellular component: endoplasmic reticulum-Golgi intermediate compartment; extracellular exosome. The transcript is spliced from 6 exons. The record is from RefSeq and is a predicted model, not a curated record. Bases 1 to 888 code for a protein of 295 amino acids.